This is a messenger RNA of Postia placenta MAD-698-R-SB12, 1003 nucleotides long. RefSeq lists its product as hypothetical. The transcript is spliced from 6 exons. NCBI's taxonomy places the organism in Eukaryota, Fungi, Basidiomycota, Agaricomycetes, Polyporales, Adustoporiaceae. The record is from RefSeq and is a predicted model, not a curated record. The coding region runs from base 91 to 894 and encodes 267 amino acids.
GCGGUGAAUGACGUUGCUGAUCUUCACGAAAGAGUAAAGAAUAUUUUCUUAUGGCGGCGGCCCGCUUCUUCGGUGACCUACGGCCUUGCCAUGGGCGUCGUGUUCUGCAUAACACUGCUCCCGUCUCAAUACCUUGUGAAGUUACUAGGCUUGGCUUUGGGCGCGUUGUACUGGCACGCCAUUCCUGUAUUGGCUGCCAUCCCUCCUGCCGAUCGCGCUCGGCUUCCUCCUCCUUUCAGCGAGGUGCCCACAGACGGAGAUUAUGCUAUGGGAUUGAUAUCACAGCGCGUAGCUCGUGGACUGGAGAUCAAACCGAGAAGUCAUAGAGCAAAAAGUGGCUCAGCAAUCGACACAGAUACUAAAUCGGAUAUUAGCCAGACAGGCGAGAGUCCUGCCAAGGCUGCAGGCUCUGUAGGCUUGAGCACUUCUGUCGACUGGAAAAAGUGGGGAAAUCGAAUCGUGGAUACGAAGGCGCGUUCGCAUGAGGUGAAGAAGCUCUUCAAGGACGGACAGUGGAAGCGACCAGAGAACUGGCUCGCGCUGAAUCCGCUGUCUCCCAGCAUUGCUUUACCAACUGGCAGCAUCGAACCUCGCCUGCAGACAUAUACGUUCCCUGCUCAAUACAAGAAGGCGUCUGGUCUCAUUACGUUGGCAUCUGACACGCUGUUCUUCACGCCUUUACUGUCUUCUUCUGCGAAGCUUAUGAUCCCGUUGACGCAUGUGCUCGGCGUAAAGAAGACCGGACCGAUGAGAGGCCUGAACUUACGAUGGGUGCAAUCAAGUCAAGAUGGGGCAACCGAAGAACGCGAAGAGAAGUUUUUGUGGGUGGGUGCACGGAAUGAGCUGUUCGCGAGGCUAGUCGCAUGGGGCGGACGACGUUGGGCGAACAUCUGACAGUGAUAUGGGGCGAUUCAUGCAGGCAGUCGUCAGAAAUCCAGAACUUUGUCGUGCGUCUCACUUGUCAUAACUUCUGUCUAUCAAUACAGUGCUGCCGCAAAUCGUA